CGGCGCGCGCGUCCCGGGGCUUCCUCGCCGUGCUGGGGAGCAGAUUCUUUAUUCUUAUGUGUAUUGACCAAAGUUCAAUGAGAAGAACUGUGCCAAGCUAGGAGAAUUUGCUUCAAGAAAUGGAAUUAUCUCAUAGCUUAUUGCUGAAUGAAGAAGCGUGCAAUCAACUAGGUGAUGUUCAGAAGGCUGAGUUUAUUUUUGAGUGGUUGAGAUACUUGGAGAAGCUCUUGCUAGCAACCAGCAGGAAUGAUGUAAGGGAGAAACAGAAGACUCUUGUUGAACAGCUCCUAUCUUUGUUGAACAGCUCCCCAGGACCUCCUACUCGUAAACUCCUUGCUAAGAAUCUAGCCAUAAUUUAUAGUAUUGGAGACACAUUCUCUGUUUAUGAGACAAUCGAUAAAUGUAAUGAUCUUAUUCGUAGCAAAGAUGAUUCUCCAAGUUACCUUCCCACCAAACUUGCUGCUGUUGUGUGUUUGGGUUCCUUGUACAAGAAGUUGGGUAGAAUACUAGGUAACACCUUUGCUGAUACAGUGGGGAAUAUUCUUAAGGCUAUGAAGAGUGCAGAGUCUCAAGGUCGAUAUGAAAUUAUGCUGAGUCUGCAAAAUAUCUUGAAUGGGCUAGGAGCUGCUGCUACACCUUGCCAUAGAGAUGUUUACAAGGCUGCUAGAUCCUGCCUCACAGAUAGAUCCAUGGCAGUUCGAUGUGCUGCUGCAAAGUGUCUUCUUGAACUUCAGAAUGAGGCCAUCUUCAUGUGGAGCACAGACCUGGACAGUGUGACUACACUAUGUUUUAAGUCUUUUGAAGGUUCUAAUUACGAUGUACGGAUUGCAGUUUCAAAACUGUUGGGCACAAUAUUAGCUAAAGCUAUCAUUUCUAAACCUUCAACCUCAGCCUCCCGUCAAAGUAUCCGCAGAAUAUCUCUGGAAGAAGUUCUGGAAUUACUAGGAACAGGAUUUCUACGUGGCAGUUCAGGAUUUCUUCGAGCCAGUGGUGAUAUGCUGAAAGGAACCAGUUCUGUCAGCAGAGAUGUUCGAGUUGGAGUUACUCAGGCAUAUGUGGUAUUUAUCUCAACAUUAGGAGGAGUGUGGCUAGAGAAAAAUUUUGCUGUCUUUCUUUCUCACCUCCUGAGCCUUGUGUCACAGUUACAUCCGAAAGCCACCCAAACACAGGUUGAUGCCGUCUGCUGUCGACGAUGUGUUUCCUUUAUUCUUCGAGCUACUAUAGGAGGCCUUCUUGGAGAAAAGGCUCAAAUUGCUGCUGCAAAGGAGAUCUGCCAGGCUAUAUGGAAGCUAAAAAAAGUUGCAGAUGCUGUAUUAAGUGAUGGUAAUUUGGAAACCCGGCUCAGUUCCACAGAUGUAGCUGCCAACCAGCAUAUGCUGGUAUGUGCUUUACAAGAACUUGGAAAUCUCAUAUACAAUCUUGGUACCACAGCCGCACCUUUGUUUCAGGAUUCUUGCACAGGCCUUCUUGACAAUGUCAUUUCAGUAAUUCCUCACCCUAGUAAUUGUGUUCGACUAGCAGCAGCUUGGUGUUUGCACUGCAUUGCUGUGGCAUUACCUUCAUACCUGACACCUCUAUUAGAUCGUUGCCUUGAAAGACUUACUGUCCUUAAGUCUUCACCUGAAGCAGUGACUGGCUUUAGUUUUGCUGUGGCGGCUUUGCUGGGAGCAGUGAAACAUUGUCCUUUAGGAAUUCCUCAUGGAAAGGGCAAGAUUAUUAUGACAUUGGCAGAGGAUUUGCUAUGUUCUGCUGCUCAAAAUAGUCGCCUGUCAGCUCAACGUACACAAGCUGGAUGGUUGUUGAUUGCUGCUCUGAUGACAUUAGGUCCUGCGGUUGUCACUCACCACCUUGCUCGAGUUCUACUGUUGUGGAAGUGUGUCUUUCCAGCAUCUCCUAAAGAUCUAGAAACAGAAAAGAACCGAGGAGAUUCGUUUACGUGGCAAGUGACCCUGGAAGGACGAGCUGGUGCUCUCUCUGCUAUCAAGAGUUUUGUUUCCCACUGUGGUGAUCUCCUCACUGGGGAAGUAAUUCAGCAUCUCCUUCUACCACUUCCUUGUGCUGUGGAUUUGCUAACUCAGCUUUCUUCAAUACUAAAAACAUAUGGAAGUCCAUUGAAAACACCAUCAAUAGUUUAUAGACAAAGACUUUAUGAACUACUGAUUUUAUUACCUCCUGAAACCUAUCAAGGAAACUUUUGUGCUAUCCUCAAAGAGCUGACUGCUGACCUAACUGCCCCUGAUAUCCAGGUGGCCGCCUCUUCCUGUUUACUUCCACCCCUUUGUCAUCAGGAUGAUCUUUUGAUAUUAAGUCCUUUGCUACAAGAGACUGACCAUAAAUUCAUUGAAGAACAGCUCCUGCUUGGUAAUGGUGUUGCUUGUGGAAGUCUUGAGUAUGACCCUUAUUCGAUUUAUGAGGAUAUAGAAGGAGAUUCUGUGCCUAAACCCCUACCUCCAACACUGUCAGUUAUUAGUUCUGCAUCCAAGCUCUUUGGGGUUGUCUGUGCUCAUGUGGAAGAUGCUCAGAGGCUUCUUAUAUUGGAACAGCUUUUGAACAGUAUAAAGCACACAAAAGGAGUUCGUCAGCAAGUAGUUCAGCUGCAUGUUGUUUCUUCCAUUUCUAAUUUCUUGAAGUACCUGGCUGGCUCCAAGGGAAGUUUAAGUCCAGAAGAAAUAAGAAGAGUUGUCUUAACAUUAAUAAUGGGAGCCCUAGAAAGUACCAACCCCCUUUUGAGAUGUACAGCUGCAGAAGCCUGGGCUAGAUUAGCCCAAGUGGUUGAUGAUGGAGUUUUUACUGCUGGGUUAGCUCAAGUUAGCUUUGAAAAAUUGAAGUCAGCAAGGGACGUGGUUACCAGAACAGGAUAUUCACUAGCCUUGGGAUCCUUGUAUAGGUAUUUAGGAGGAAUAAGUUCUUCUCAACAUUUGAAUUCUUGCAUUGGAAUCCUCUAUACUUUGUCUCAGGACAGCACCUCUCCUGAUGUGCAGACCUGGGCACUACAUUCUCUGUCAUUAAUCAUUGACUCUGCAGGUGCACUUUACUAUGUGCAUGUAGAACCCACCCUUUCGCUCAUUAUCCUGUUGUUGUUAAAUGUGCCUCCAACUCAUGCUGAAGUCCACCAAAGUCUAGGUCGCUGCUUGAAUGCCCUCAUUACCAUGUUAGGUCCAGAGCUACAAGGUAACAAUACUUCAGUUUCGAUGUUAAGGACUUCUUGUCUGUUGGGUUGUGCAGUGAUGCAGGAUAACCCAGGCUGUCUUGUUCAGGCUCAGGCCAUCUCUUGCCUUCAGCAGCUGCACAUGUUUGCUCCACGACACGUCAACUUGUCUAGCCUGGUUAACAGCCUCUGUGUGAAUCUUUGUAGUCCCUACUUGUUACUAAGAAGAGCCGUUCUGGCUUGUUUGCGUCAACUUGUACAAAGAGAAGCAGCUGAAGUUUCAGAACAUGCUGUUGUGCUUGCUAAGGAUAGCAGAGAAGAGUUGACUCCAGAUGCUAACAUCAAAGAAAUGGGCCUUGAAGGGGCAUUAUUGACUUUACUAGACAAAGAGACAGAUCAGAGAUUAUGUCAAGAUAUCAAAGAGACUUUAAAUCACAUGCUUACAUCCAUGGCAGUGGAAAAGCUCUCCUUUUGGCUAAAGCUUUGUAAAGAUGUACUUGCUGCAUCUGCAGAUUUUACAGGAGUAACUUGUGUGGAUGCAGUGCAAGAGGAAGAAGGAGACAGAGGUGAUGAUGCGUCAGUCCUGACCACCAGGAGCAAUGAAAAAUCACACCCUUUUACAAAUCCCCGAUGGGCCACUCGGGUCUUUGCUGCUGAAUGUGUCUGUAGGAUAAUUAAGCAGUGUGAGAAUGCAAACAGAGCACAUUUUGACAUUGCCUUAGCACAAGAAAUGAAAAAGAGAGACUCAAGAAAUGACUUUUUGGUGCUUCAUCUUGCUGACCUAAUUCGAAUGGCUUUUAUGGCUGCCACAGAUCACAGUGACCAGCUCCGUCUUUCUGGCCUUGAAACCCUAUUAGUUGUUAUUCGACAGUUUGCAGCUAUUCCAGAACCAGAGUUUCCGGGUCAUGUGAUUCUAGAACAGUAUCAAGCCAAUGUAGGAGCAGCACUUAGACCAGCCUUCACUUCAGAUACACCACCUGACGUCACUGCCAAAGCAUGUCAGGUUUGCAGUGCCUGGAUAGCAAGUGGAGUUGUAAGUGAUCUUAAUGAUCUCCGAAGAGUUCAUCAGUUGCUUGUUUCAUCAUUAACAAAAAUACAGGCUGGAAAAGAAGCUUUAAGUCACUUAUAUAAUGAAAGUGCUUCUACCAUGGAGAUCUUAGCUGUGCUGAAAGCCUGGGCAGAGGUGUACAUAAUUGCUGUUCAAAGACAUAAAAACCACAAACAAAUUUCAAAGCCUACCACCUGUUUAGAAGGACUUCUUGAGUUAGUCUAUACAGACCUUGGCACACUAAGCAAACUCUGGCUUGCUGCACUUCAGGAUUUUGCUCUCUUAACUUUGCCUUCAGAAUUUGCCUCCCAACUUCCUGAUGAAGGUGGUGCUUUCUACACAGCAGAGACUAGCGAAAAUGCAAAAUGGCAUUAUCACAACUCCUGGGCACUCAUCCUCCAUGCUGCAGCUUUGUGGCUGACAAGCACAGGUUUUGCUGUUGCUGCGCCAGAUGAAGGCACAGCUAAUCUCUCCAGGCCUGUAACACCAACCUCCAUGUGCCAAGACUCAUCAUCCAAGGCUACAGUGAAGUCCCCUGAGGAUGUCUACACUGAUAGGUUCCAUCUAAUUUUAGGCAUCAGUGUAGAAUUUCUGUGUUCAUUACGCUCGGAUGCAACCAUGGAAAGCAUUACUGCUUGUUUACAUGCAUUGCAGGCCCUUCUAGAUGUUCCUUGGCCGAGAUCUAAGAUUGGCAGUGAUCAGGACUUGGGUAUUGAGUUGCUGAAUGUUCUACACCGCGUAAUUUUGACCAGAGAAUCCCCUUCUAUUCAACUGGCUUCACUUGAAGUGGUAAGGCAGAUUAUCUGUGCAGCUCAAGAACAUGUGAAAGAAAAAAGACGAAGUGCAGAAGUUGAUGAUGGUGCUGCUGAAAAGGAAACCCUGCCAGAAUUUGGAGAGGGCAAGGACACGGGAGGACUUGUGCCUGGAAAGUCUUUGGUCUUUGCAACACUAGAACUGUGUGUGUGCAUUCUAGUUAGACAACUCCCAGAACUAAAUCCUGAAUUGACAGGUAGCUCAGGAGUAAAAGUUACAAAGCCACAGUUGCUGUCAGAAGAUGGAAGUAGAUUAGUUUCAGCUGCAUUGGUUAUCCUUUCGGAACUUCCCACGGUGUGCUCUCCUGAAGGAAGCAUAUCAAAUAGUAAUGUUUCCCCCAACCAUAUUAACUCUUCUCUGUUUCCUUCAGCUUAA
Molecule: messenger RNA, 5384 nt
Organism: Dipodomys ordii (Ord's kangaroo rat)
Lineage: Eukaryota; Metazoa; Chordata; Mammalia; Rodentia; Heteromyidae
Gene: Heatr5a
Product: HEAT repeat containing 5A
Exons: 33
Coding region: 120-5384 (1754 amino acids)
Biological process (GO): endocytosis; intracellular protein localization; retrograde transport, endosome to Golgi
Cellular component (GO): Golgi apparatus; membrane; endocytic vesicle
Source: RefSeq, a predicted model, not a curated record